Molecule: messenger RNA, 1681 nt
Organism: Durotheca rogersii
Lineage: Eukaryota; Fungi; Ascomycota; Sordariomycetes; Xylariales; Xylariaceae
Product: vacuolar ATP synthase subunit D1
Exons: 4
Coding region: 174-1271 (365 amino acids)
Biological process (GO): vacuolar acidification; vacuolar transport; proton transmembrane transport
Cellular component (GO): proton-transporting V-type ATPase, V0 domain; fungal-type vacuole membrane; vacuolar proton-transporting V-type ATPase complex
Molecular function (GO): proton-transporting ATPase activity, rotational mechanism
Source: RefSeq, a predicted model, not a curated record
CCGUACAGCACACAACCUGACCUAAGUACAUACCUCAUACCACAACCAAUCCGGGAGAAUACACCGUACAACAACAUCAUCCUAUUCUUUACGUCGAAGGGGUCGCUCGUCUUUCGCCCACCCACAGCCGUAACUUACAUAUACUCAUAUACACCGCCGCCGCCGCCGCCGCUAUGGAGGGCCUCUUCUUCAAUGUCAAUGCCGGCUAUAUCGAGGGCAUUGUGCGAGGGUAUAGAAAUGGCCUGCUCACCAGCAUCAACUACUCUAACCUGACCCAGUGCGAGACCAUCGACGAUCUGAAGCUCCAACUGGGCCCUGCCUACGGCGAUUUUCUUGCCUCCCUCCCGCCGAACCCAUCGACCUCCAGCCUCGCCGCUAAGACGACCGACAAGCUCGUAUCCGAGUUUCGCUAUGUCCGCGCGAACGCCGUGGGAUCGCUCGCCCAGUUCCUCGACUACCUGACGUACGGCUAUAUGAUCGACAACGUGGCCCUGCUCAUCACCGGCACCCUGCACGAGCGCGACACACGCGAGCUGCUCGACCGCUGCCACCCGCUCGGCUGGUUUGAGACCAUGCCCGUACUCUGCGUCGCCACCAACAUCGAGGAUCUCUACAAUAGCGUCCUCAUCGAGACCCCUCUCGCCCCCUACUUUAAGGGUAGCCUGAGCCACCAGGACCUCGAUGAGCUCAACAUCGAGAUCGUGCGCAAUACCCUCUACAAGAACUACCUCGAGGACUUCUACCGCUUCGUCAACUCCCACCCGGACAUGGCCGGCACGCCGACCGCCGAAGUCAUGAGUGAGAUCCUCGAGUUCGAGGCCGACCGCCGCGCCAUCAACAUCACCCUCAACUCCUUCGGCACCGAGCUGAGCAAGGCCGACCGUAACAAGCUCUACCCCACCUUCGGCCGCCUCUACCCCGAGGGCACCUUGCUGCUCUCGCGGUCCGAAGACUUCGAAGGCGUCCGCCUCGCCGUCGAUGGCGUCUCCGACUACCGCGGCUUCUUUGACGCCGCCGGGCUCGGCGGCGGUCCCUCGGGCCCGGGGAACAUGGCCGGCGGGCCCGGCGGCGGCGAGCGCAGCCUCGAGGACAUGUUCUACCAGAAGGAGAUGGAGAUCUCGAAGAGCGCCUUCACCCGCCAGUUCACGUACGCCAUCGUCUACGCGUGGGUCAAGCUUAGGGAACAAGAAAUACGCAACAUCACGUGGAUCGCCGAGUGCAUAGCGCAAAAUCAGAAAGAGAGGAUCGGAAACUAUAUCAGCGUGUUCUAAUUCUUCAUCUGCCCUCCUCUUUCUCUCUCCCUACGCUUCCCGCGCGAGCCUUAUAGAACUAGAAAUAAUGGAUCGGGAUACCAAAGGGGAACUACGCGUCCGAAAGCUGUAUGAGUCGUCACGGCACGAUUGCUCCCGCGCUCUUUCUCAAAUCGAACGAACGAACGAACGAACGAACGAAGCAGAAAAACGGCGCCAUGUUUAUCUUGACUGGUAUGGGGCGGUUGAUCGAUGUCGCGGAUGGACGAGCGAAUAGUUGGUUAAUUCUAUGGAAGAGACAGCUCUCCCUCAUAGGAUGGCGGCCAGCGCCGGUGCCGUGUUGUACUAUACAUAAGCAGGUUUAUUGGUAUUUCGCAAAAUAUGUAUCUAGGACGCCUAGAAGUAUGAUAUGAUACACUUCCAAAUAGCAC